AUGCAGACUCCAGAGCCAAUCAGAACACACCAUCUGUAAACAUGGCGUCCGACUUCAGGUGGAGAUGUGUCGUGCUCCUGCUCUGCACAUAUGUGCUUUGCAUUUUAGCGACUGACAGCAAAGAUAAGCCCAAGAAAAAGAAAGAUAUACGAGACUACAAUGAUGCCGAUAUGGCACGUCUCCUGGAGCAAUGGGAGAAGGAUGAUGACAUUGAGGAGGGUGACCUCCCAGAGCAUAGGAAAUCCCCUCCUCCCAUCGAUUUCUCCAAGGUGGACCCCUCCAAACCAGAGGAGCUGCUCAAAAUGUCCAAGAAGGGCCGGACUCUGAUGGUUUUUGCCACAGUCUCAGGGGAUCCUACAGAGAAAGAGACGGAAGAGAUCACCGGCCUGUGGCAGGGCAGCCUCUUCAACGCCAACUAUGACGUUCAGAGGUUUGUGGUGGGCUCCAACAGGGUCAUCUUCAUGCUGCGGGAUGGCAGUAUGGCUUGGGAGGUCAAAGAUUUCCUUGUGUCCCAGGAACGCUGCAUGGAUGUCACCGUGGAGGGACAGGUGUUCCCUGGGAAGGCUGCCAAGAAGGAGGACACCAAAUACAAGCAGCAGAAUGAAGUCAACGCCAAGAAGAAGAUCAAGAAGAAGACUGAGAGCAAGAAACCCGACUUAGAGGGGAACAGUGCCAGCCAUUUGAAACAGGAGCUGUGAUAGAAAAAUGCAGAGGGAGAGGAAGAGCUACAGGUUGUCGAUCUUCUAUCCUGAUGCUUGUUCUCACAACCAAACUGUCAGCACGCUCAUGAGGGCCUGCAGGACCAUGUGAAGAUACAGUGGGUCAGAAUCAGCCGUAUGAGUGAACUAAUAAGUCCUGUUGAGUACAUUGACUUUGACUGCUGAGCAGGUGUCAUAACUCAAAGGUUUAUUGUCUUUUUUCACCUCUGUCAUUGAAAAAUGUUCACACAGAGUGGCAACAAGCUCUUAAAAUCAGCGUCAGUAUCAGUGCUGUCUUAUUUUUUCUUGUUUGAUUAUCACCCAAUGAAAAAAAAUACCUACGAAUAAUGUUCAGGAGGUACUUAACUCAAAAGUCUGAUUUCUUUUUUUUUGGUACAAACAUGGACUCAGUCAGGAGACCCUCAGGUCUUAGUCUGUGUUAGACUGUUCACAUCCAGCAUCUUGUCAAGAUUUGAUUUAAAAGUAGCACCAACAUUUUCUGUUUCUAAUUUUUCACUGCACUUGAAAAUAAACAUUUUUUUAAAUA
This is a messenger RNA of Scatophagus argus, 1245 nucleotides long. It is a transcript of the gene mesd, whose product is annotated as mesoderm development LRP chaperone. The record is from RefSeq and is a predicted model, not a curated record. NCBI's taxonomy places the organism in Eukaryota, Metazoa, Chordata, Actinopteri, Scatophagidae. The transcript is spliced from 3 exons. The coding region runs from base 42 to 698 and encodes 218 amino acids. Gene Ontology annotation, biological process: protein folding.